GUGUGUGUGUGUGUGUGUGUGUGUGUGUGUGUGUGUUUAGCCAUUGAUUUGGCAGGGUUGGGCGGUAUAGUCUAUAGAGAGGCAUGGUUUUUGACGCCGCACAGUUAUAGAAAAAAGACAAGUGAAACGGUAGGCUUUACGUCAUGUAGGGAGGGGACGGCGAACUGCGUGGUGAACUGAGCAGGCUUUAAAACUCUUCACUCUCCGAUUUAGAGUCAGAAUACAACAUCUUCCAAAAGGAUUGGGUUUGCUGCUUUUCCAGUGAUGUGCCUAUUGUUGACAACUUUUGUCUCCAUAGUCCGGAUUUAACGAUAUUUGGAAGGGUGAAGAGGAGAGGAUACACAACUUUUUUAUUUCACCAUAGUGUCUAUUUUGGUGUAUCCUAAAUAGCCUUAUUUUCCCUCUUUAUUGCAUUGACUUGAAGCUAUAGAUAACCCAUCAACAGACAAUAAGUCAUCAGAGGCUUACACUUGGCAUUUUGCCACCCACCACAUCUCCAUCCCCUUUCCCUCGUGUCUUGCACUCACCCUGUAAACUCCGAAGACAAGACAUGGUGUGUCUGAAGAAAUAUUUCACAGAGGGCUUGAUCCAGGUAGCCAUCCUGCUCAGUCUGGUUGGCGUCAGAGUAGAUGUGGGCCCUUACCUGCCCCCCUGGAACGAGAUGAUCUUGGGCCCCACCUCUGCCCUCACCCAGACUCAGUUCCACAACCCCCACAAUCAGCUGGAUGGCCAGGACCUCCACCCCAAGAGUGUAGACCUGGACGGCUUCUUCACAGCCCGGAGACUCCUGGGCUGGGUCCGCUCCCUGGACUGCCUCCGGGUGCCUAGCUCGGAGCUAGAAACCUGGCUUGUGCGGCGCGAGCCUGAUGCCCUGGUGGUGGGGGCUCAAGGUCAGCCAGCCCCCCUGGAGGCAGGGGCAGGUGGGUUGGAGGAUCAUGCGGGUGACCAGGUGGAGUCGGUCAUGAGGUCAAGCGUGGUGGCGGGGUCGCAGGAGUCGGGUUACGGGCCAAUCAGAGAGGACAGUCUGGACACCACAGCGCCGCUUCUAAGAAGAAGCCAUGAGGAGGAGGAUGAAGAUCUAUAUGAAGAGGAUACAGAUAUGCUUUGGCAGGAUCACUCUGAUCUUGGACGUCAUCAGAGGCCUGAGGAGGAGCUGGUGGGGGACACCUGGAGAGAAAUCUGGAGGGAUGGUGGACGCUCUUAUGACCUUGCGAAUAGAGAACUUGCACAGGAUUUAUCUGAUCAGUUUGCCAGCUUGGAAGCUCAGUCCUCAAUGUCCUUCCAGGAAUGUCUACGGCUCUUGGAAGACACCUUCCCUUUUGGAGAGGAGACAGAGCUGUCAGACCCAGUUGGCGUAGAUCGGAGGGAAGCCGCCAGCGGAGAGGACCCAACCCCUGUCCGAGAGCUUCUCCUGUCCCCCCUGCUGUCCCAUGAGGAACCCUCUCUGGACUUGGAGCAGCAGUGGCAUGAUAUUCUCGCCACCAUGGAGCCAGAAGAUAUGGAUAUGGACCUUGGCAGAGAUGAAAUGCAAUCUGGAUCUAUUCAGAGUUCCAGCUUGAUGGACCCCGUUCACCAGGAUGUCAGCCUUCAUCAGGCAAUCCUGCCCGGAAGCAGCCAGGAUAGUUACCCCUUCAACUCCAGCUUUGGGGGCAGUGUUCCCCUGGAGGACCCACUCCAGCCAGCCCUGCUCAGUCAGUCCUCCAGCGGACCUGACUUUGACCAUAACUUGACCUUUGGCCCAUCUGACCUGACAGAUAACACUCUUCCUUUGACACUCAAUGGCACAGUUGGCAACCCCAUGCCUUCCAUUCAGUCAAGCCUCUUUCUGGAGGAACCAAUCCUGCCUAGCCCACUCGGCUCCCUAUUGGAUGAUGCCUUGCUGGAUGAGAUUAGUUUCCUGGACCUGGCUCUGGAGGAAGGCUUCAACCCAACACAGGCCUCCCAACUUGAGGAGCUAGACUCUGACUCUGGACUUUCUCUAAACUUCAGCCACAGCCCUGCAUCCCCUAGCAGCUCGGAGGCAUCCUAUUCCUCUUCUUCAUCCUCUUCAUCAUCUGACUCUUCUGUGUUUUCUGACGAAGGGGCUGUGGGCUACAGCUCUGACAUGGAGGAUAUUGUGAUGCGAGAGGAAGGUGCCGUGGGAGGCUACUCCCCAAAAGUCCGUAAGAUGUGCAGCUACCAGAAGCCUGGGCGUUUCAACAACCUCCCUUGGCUGGAACAAGUGGGCCACGACCAUACCUACAACCAGCCAUGGGCCACCUCUCCCACGCAGGGAAAAUCACAUUACAGCAAAACCUAUGAGCAUGACAUUUCCGAUAAGCUUUGGGGCCGUGAUGAGCGCCGGGCUCUCGCCAUGAAGAUCCCCUUCUCCAACGAUCUCAUUGUCAACCUACCCGUGGAGGAGUUCAAUGAACUUCUGACCAAGCAUUGUCUCAGUGAGGCCCAGCUCAACCUGAUCCGAGACAUUCGCAGGCGGGGCAAAAACAAGAUGGCCGCUCAGAACUGCCGCCGACGCAAGCUUGAUGUCCUGUUUGAGCUCGAGGAGGGAGUAGAAGGAUUAUACCGCCACAAGGCCCGUCUGUUAAAGCAAAAGGCAGAGAACCUUCGCUCUGUCCGGGAAAUGAAGCAGCGGCUCAGUGGUCUUUACCAGGAGGUUUUUUCCCGUCUGCGGGAUGAGCAAGGAAGACCCUUGCCUGCCACUGACUACACCCUACAGUUUGGCAAUGAUGGACAGGUCCUGCUUGCUACACGGAACGGUUCAGCCAGUGAACAAAACCGCAAGCCCCACAACAAACAGAAGAGCAGAAAAAAGUGAACAUUUGUUGGGUGUGCAGUUUGAUGUAGCACUCAAGGAGUCGCUUGACAAGGGGAUGGCUGUAAAGAUUAAAUAUCUCACAACAAGAUGGAACUGAAAAGGAAAGAUGUAAGAGGAAACCUAAAUCAGUUUAAUCUGCUCUGAUAGUUUAUUUGCUGGAAAGGACAUGUAGCACAAAUAUGAUCAUGCAAGAAUCUUGUGAACAUCUUGGAAAAACAAAGGGAAAACCUGUCUCAGGGGCAAAAUAACUGUUGGGAGGACCAUGUCAGCCUUCCAAAGAAAUACAGUACAUAAACCACUAAGGUGACAAGGAGGAAUGGCUAGCCUACGGCCUUCAGACACAAGACCGGGCUCUUGGCGCAAUGCGGGCACAUUGCUGUCCCAGUCUUCCAGUGCCUAUAUGUUGAGGGUAGGCCUAGGUUCCUUGAAGUCAUCACUCAGACAAUUUAUUAGGUACACAUCUAGUACCAGCUCAGAGCCCCCUUUGCCUCCAGAACAACCUGAACUCUUCGGGGCAUGGAUUCUACAACGUGUCGGAAACGUUUGUUGCUCAAUUGGUAUCAAGGAAAAACAUUCCCCACACCAGCUUGUACCAGGCAAGAUGGGUCCACAGACUCAUGCUGUUUAUGCCAAGUCCUGACUCCGACGCAACAGGAACUGAGAUUCAACAGACCAGACAAUGUUUUUCCAAUCCUCAAUUGUCCAGUGUUGGUGAUGACAUGCCCACUAGAGCCGCUUCUUGUUUUUAGCUAAUAGGAGUGGAACAAGGUAUGGUGUCUGCUACAAUAGUCCAUCUGUGACAAGGAUCAACAAGUUGUGCGUUCCGAGAUGCCGUUCUGCACACAACUGUUGUACUGCAGCGUUACUUGCCUGUUUGUGGCCCACCUGUUAGCUUGCAGGAUUCUUGCAAUUCUCCUUCGACCUCUCAUCAACGAGCUGAUUUCACCCACAGGACUGCCGCUGACUGGAUGUUUUUGUAUGUCGCACCAUUCUCGGUAAACCCUAGACCCUGUUGUGUGUGAGAAACUGUGGGAGUGGGAGUUUGAGAUACUGGAUCUGGUGAGCCUGGCACUGACGAUCAUACCACGCUCAGGUCACUCGUUGCCCAUUCUAACGUUCAAUCAAAUAGCAACUGAAUGCCUCGAUGCCAAUCUGCCAGCUUUACAAAGCAAGCCUCAGCCACAAGACUCCCUGUCUUGUCUGUAAGAGUUAGCCAUUUUCAUGAACAGGGUGGUGUACCUUUGUAAAUUGAGCGGUGAGUGUAUAUCAGUAAAAAGGACAGGGGAGCCUGGUUGAGAACAAAAGGGAACCAAAAAUAUUUGCUCCGGUCUAAAGUGAACACAACAGACAAGUUACCAUUAACUGGUGCAUUAUGGCUGUCAGUGAAGGAGUUGGAUAGUGCUUUUAGUAAAGCCUUAUAGUUACCCACACAGCUAUCUGUGGUUCUCAGGGGAUGUGACAUGAUGCAGACAAUGGUACAAUGAUAUUCAGGAAAUAAGACUGCUUUAAAGUACCUGAAUAUAAUAUCUACUCCGGCCCAGUGCCAACAAUAUUGUGUUAAUGAUAUGGUUGUGGACUUUUGUUUGUAACACGUUGAAAUUGAAUGCCUUUAUCACCGGUAUCAUACUGGAAUAUAACUUAAUGCUGCAUAAAAUAUCACAGCAUUUUCAUAAAUGUUAAAAAUUAAAAUUUAUGAAAUGCCACUACAAGUACUGUGAUUGUGGCUUCCCACUACCUUUAUGCUUUGUCAAGUGUCCAAUAUCAUAAAAGUACUUUAAAAAAAAUGUAUAUAUAUUUAAACCCUGAAUUGGGUGCUAUAUGGUAUUAUUGGUUUUAAAAUAACAAUAUUGUGUUUUAGGAGGUUCUCACCCGUUUCAUACUUUUGAGUACUUCCUGGCAACCAAUGGAUGUUACUUUUGGGUGAAUAAAACAUUUAACCCCU
Molecule: messenger RNA, 4757 nt
Organism: Oncorhynchus keta (chum salmon)
Lineage: Eukaryota; Metazoa; Chordata; Actinopteri; Salmoniformes; Salmonidae
Product: endoplasmic reticulum membrane sensor NFE2L1-like
Exons: 6
Coding region: 551-2815 (754 amino acids)
Biological process (GO): regulation of transcription by RNA polymerase II
Cellular component (GO): nucleus
Molecular function (GO): RNA polymerase II cis-regulatory region sequence-specific DNA binding; DNA-binding transcription factor activity, RNA polymerase II-specific
Source: RefSeq, a predicted model, not a curated record